AUGAGUACCAGGCUGCCGAGGCUGGACCAUCUCCUCACUUCCAUCCUGACUGCAGUCUGUGGGUCUGAUUCUACACCUGAGGGGCUGACGGUGCGAAUCUGGGUUCCAGGGCUCAGGAUGCUGUUGCUACGAGCUGUUCUAUUGCUACUGGUCCUGCCAAUUCGCGGCCAGGACUCCGAGACAGAAGGGCCUGGAGUUGUGGUUCCCCUGCCAAAAGGGGCCUGCACAGGUUGGAUGGCAGGCAUCCCGGGGCAUCCCGGCCACAAUGGGAUCCCAGGCCGGGAUGGUAGAGAUGGCACCUCGGGUGAAAAGGGUGAGAAAGGAGAUCCAGGUCUUGUUGGUCCUAAGGGUGACACUGGUGAAACUGGAGUAACUGGGAUUGAAGGUCCCCGAGGUUUUCCAGGAAUCCCAGGCAGGAAAGGAGAACCUGGAGAAAGUGCCUACGUAUACCGCUCAGCGUUCAGUGUGGGAUUGGAGAGUCGGGUCACAGUCCCCAAUGUUCCCAUUCGCUUUACCAAAAUCUUCUACAAUCAGCAAAACCACUACGAUGUUACCACUGGAAAAUUCCACUGCAACAUUCCCGGGCUAUACUACUUCUCCUACCACAUCACAGUCUACUUGAAGGACGUCAAGGUCAGUCUCUACAAGAGAGACAAGGCGAUGCUCUUCACCUAUGACCAGUACCAGGAGAAGAAUGUGGACCAGGCCUCUGGCUCUGUGCUCCUCCAUCUGGAGAUGGGCGAUGAAGUCUGGCUCCAGGUGUAUGGGGAUGGGGACUCUAAUGGGCUCUAUGCAGAUAACGUCAAUGACUCCACCUUUACAGGCUUCCUUCUCUACUAUGACACCGUUUGA
Messenger RNA from Puma concolor (puma), 852 nucleotides. It is a transcript of the gene ADIPOQ, whose product is annotated as adiponectin, C1Q and collagen domain containing. Gene Ontology annotation, molecular function: protein binding. NCBI's taxonomy places the organism in Eukaryota, Metazoa, Chordata, Mammalia, Carnivora, Felidae. The record is from RefSeq and is a predicted model, not a curated record.